AUGUUCUCAGAAGACUCGGUAAGCUACCAACCGCCUCAUGAUUGUGCAUACGAUUCAUCGGGCUAUGGCAACACGUCGCCCGACGCUCGCUAUCUCGAGCUUCAACAAGAGUUGUAUUCAAUGCUCCUGGCAGAAGUGCACCGCCCGGACGAUGAUCAAGAUGCAGAACCCAUCCACUCCUCCGAACUCGUCACGAACGAUGCUGAGAUUGCUGAUUAUCCACCUUGUGAGCCAGACUUUGGGCGAACAUCGGUACCCAGGGUGCGGAUGCUCAGAUAUUUGACCCAUUGGAUCACGGACAGCGCACCCUGUUUGGACCAGUUCGACGAGGCUCAGCACUUUGGCGUGCAAAUCCCCAUGCUAGCACGUCAGACGCCGACACUCCUCUAUGCCAUCCUAGCUUUCUCUGCUCGACACUGGGAAAGGAAGAACCCUGGUGAAGUACCCCGUGACAGCCUUGAGCUCUACCAAGAGUCGAUCCGCCUCCUCGGCGCCGAGCUGGACGCCAGAAGUUCCAACACCGUUGCUUCUGUAUGCAUUCUCGCGUGCUUUGAGCUGAUGUCGGAUAGUUCGUUGGAUUGGAGGCGGCACCUCGAGGGCUGUGCAGCGCUGCUCCGCCUCUACGAGGUCCAUGGCUUCUCGGGCGGUCUUCUGCAGGCGGUGUUUUGGUGCUACGCUCGUAUGGAUAUGUGUGGGGCGGUGCUCAACUACGGUCGAGAGAAGACCAUCCUACCAAUCGACCAGUGGCUGGCGCCUAAGAUGGUUGCCACGAUCCCACCAGCACAACGCGAUGUGCUUAUUCACGGCUUGUUUCAGAAAAAGUGUGCCAACAACCCCGACAUGUAUGGCAACUGGGCCGUUUACCUUUGCGCGAAGGCGAUUGAGCUGAGUUACCACCAGGGGAACCUGCGCGACGUGGAACGUUCCGACCGUGAAGAUGCUCUGCCAUUGCGCCGCCGGUGGCAGCAGCUUUGGGACAAUUUGCAGCUAUGGUAUUCUCAAAGGCCCGACUGUAUGCAGCCGGUCUCCUGCCCGAGUGCCGACGAAGGUGGGCUAUUCCCUCAAAUCAUCUUCGUGCAUCGAGCGGCCAUCUACAGUAACCAGUCGUACCACGCAGCCUGCAUCAUCAUGCUCGAGCUCCAAUGGACGAACAUCGACGUGCUACACCCAAAAUCCUCGCUGGAGUCCGUCAUCUGGCACGCAAGGCGGGUAUGGGGUAUCUCGCUAACCAACCCACAUCGCGGAAACUUGGUUGCUGCAGUACAGCCACUGUGCUUGGCAGCGAGGUACUUUACCCACAUCGAAGAACACCUCGCCAUGGCGCGGCUGUUCAAGCUUAUCCACGAAACCACGGGAUGGGGCGCCCUACCGCGAAUUGGUGCUCUGGAGUCUUUUUGGGGCUACGACACAGGUGAAUUGAGUUCCGCCAUAGGUAUUCUAUGA
Cyphellophora attinorum is the source of this 1443-nucleotide messenger RNA. RefSeq lists its product as uncharacterized. The record is from RefSeq and is a predicted model, not a curated record. Lineage: Eukaryota; Fungi; Ascomycota; Eurotiomycetes; Chaetothyriales; Cyphellophoraceae. The coding region runs from base 1 to 1443 and encodes 480 amino acids. Gene Ontology annotation, molecular function: transcription cis-regulatory region binding; DNA-binding transcription factor activity. The transcript has a single exon. Gene Ontology annotation, biological process: positive regulation of transcription by RNA polymerase II. Gene Ontology annotation, cellular component: nucleus.